UUUCCAAUUUACCCACAGCAAUGAAAUCGACCCUGAUUGUACUUCUUGGAGUUGCCACGCAAGUGGCCGCGUAUUCCAAGUAUUUGCUCCUGAUCCCGAACGGCAAGAACAUCCCCGGCGUGAAAACCCCCGGGCACAUCAACUUCACCAACGGAGGUGGUCCACGAGGACCGUUUGGACUUGCGUUCGCGGCGGCGGGGCAUGCGUGGACCGUCGAAUUGUGUCGCAACGACUCGGACGGAGACGGCGCCACGAACGGCGAAGAGCUCCAGGACCCGUGCUGCACGUGGAACGUCAACGUGACGACGCCCAACACAACGAUUGCGUCGCACCCGGGGUUGGCAAACAACUUCACGGCGGCCGACUUGGCGGCGCUCCGGUGCAAGAGCGACACCACGACUGCGGCGCCGACGACAACCCCGAAGCCAUCGUCGAGUGUGUCGACUGGUCUCGCGUUGGUCGCCGUUGCCGUGGCGGCCGGCAUGCAGCACAACUAGACCUGGGCAAGUCCGUCCGCUCAACCUAAUCACGAUUCAAACAAUGAUAUAACAACUCAAUGUGUGAAAGGCCACUGAGGACUCGCGAGCCAUACGCCUAUAAAUUCUGCAAAACAUUCGACUGGAUUCACACGUAGUAAUUGGUGGCGCCUCCUUCCUCAACGGAUGCUUUUGUGUGGGCA
Messenger RNA from Aphanomyces invadans, 679 nucleotides. RefSeq lists its product as hypothetical. NCBI's taxonomy places the organism in Eukaryota, Oomycota, Saprolegniomycetes, Saprolegniales, Verrucalvaceae. The record is from RefSeq and is a predicted model, not a curated record. The coding region runs from base 21 to 497 and encodes 158 amino acids. The transcript has a single exon.